GCAGAGCAUGUUUGAUAACAAAAUAUGUCUUUUUUGAUAUAUCUUAGUUGUUAUCCUACAACUUUUUAAAAUGGGGUCAAGAAUUGGGUUUUUCUAUUGUAAUUCAACUGGGAAACCCAGUUCUCUUCUCUUAGUAUUAACACACAUCUCAAAGGUUUUCGUUUUCUUUUUGUUUCAUCAGAAUUAGUAAUUUGUGCACCCAAAAUAUAGCUUUGAUACUGUCAAGUUGAAACAAAUUUAAGUGUUAGAUUUUGAAGUAUGGAUUUGCGUUUUGAUGGGGUCGUUUAGUAAACAAUGAAUGAGUUUGUUAAAAGUUUAUUGACGAGAGGUUUUCGAAUAUAUAAUUGUAAAAAUAAUUGAAUGCUCACAUGCAGAUCAACUGAAUCAAUUAAAUGUUUAUGUUUAGAUGACGAGCUUGCAUCGGACUCGUUCCCAAUGAAAUUAGUGGAUGGAUUGAUUUGGGAGUUCAAAGGGCGACAAGUGGUGAGAAGGGAAGGAGAAAUUCUACUUGCAGGUGCAAAUCCUUCUGCAGAAGGUGAAGAUGGCGAUGAGGGUAGCGAUGAAUGCGUUGAACGAGGCAUUGAUUUUGUGCUCAACCAUCGAUUACAAGAAAUGAAUUGUUAUGAGGACAUGGCUACCUUUAAAUCGUAUUGCAAAUCAUUUAUGAAGAAAGUAGUUGAACUGAUGCAAAAAAACGGCAAGUCGGAAGCAGAAAUUAAUGAAUUCAAGCGGAAGAUCCAAGCUUGGGUCGUAUCACUCCUGAGCAAGGAUCGAUUUAAACAGUUGCAGUUCUUCAUUGGCGAGCGUAUGGCUGAAGGUCAAGGUGAGGGACAAGUAGCUGUAGUAGAAUAUCGAGAUGAGGAGGAAGGUGAGGUGCCCUAUUUGAUGCUUGUGAAAGAAGCACUUGUUGAAGAAAAACAAUGAUUUCUAAUUGGCAACUGCGUUCUUUUAACUGCGUUUCCUUCCUGCUUGUUGUUUUAUGUUUACUCUCUAGUUGUAUGAAAAAUAUGGCGGAUAAAUAUGUUGGCAAUGAAUAUUCUUCCUAGUUUGGUUCUGUAAACCAUUUCGUUUUCCAAGACUUUAUACGAGUAAUCAUCAGUUUGGAUGGGCAUAAAGUUGGUUCCCAACAGUUUCCGGUGCGCAUUUCAAUGGAAGGAUGUUGAUGGUUGAGGUGGUAGUAUAUGAUAUGAUUGAUAGUCAUUACAUUCAUGUAGAAGUAUCUGAUUU
Messenger RNA from Loa loa (African eye worm), 1227 nucleotides. Its product is annotated as translationally-controlled tumor protein. The transcript is spliced from 3 exons. Gene Ontology annotation, molecular function: calcium ion binding. Gene Ontology annotation, cellular component: cytoplasm. NCBI's taxonomy places the organism in Eukaryota, Metazoa, Nematoda, Chromadorea, Rhabditida, Onchocercidae. The record is from RefSeq and is a predicted model, not a curated record. The coding region runs from base 361 to 924 and encodes 187 amino acids.